This is a messenger RNA of Populus euphratica (Euphrates poplar), 848 nucleotides long. RefSeq names its product nuclear transcription factor Y subunit C-3-like. Lineage: Eukaryota; Viridiplantae; Streptophyta; Magnoliopsida; Malpighiales; Salicaceae. The record is from RefSeq and is a predicted model, not a curated record. The transcript has a single exon. Gene Ontology annotation, biological process: regulation of transcription by RNA polymerase II. Gene Ontology annotation, molecular function: DNA-binding transcription factor activity, RNA polymerase II-specific; protein heterodimerization activity; RNA polymerase II cis-regulatory region sequence-specific DNA binding. Gene Ontology annotation, cellular component: nucleus. The coding region runs from base 242 to 601 and encodes 119 amino acids.
AAACGUCUCAACUGUAUUUUAUUUAUAUGACUGUAGCCGGCCUAGGCAAGCUGGCCGGCCGGCCUGUGCAUGUAUUUCUUUACUCGUCCCUCUCUUAUAAGUUGAAUAUUAAUCUCUUCAUGCAAUCACAGCAAUCUUUCACCAUAUUAAUUUCUAUGAACUGUAACUGCGCACUCCCUCUCACAUUCUUAUCAUUACCUCGACGCUACCUGGAGUCAAGGAUCCCCGACAUAAGAACAAUAUGAGGCAAGCUGGGACAUACUCAGGAAUACUUUCUGGCGGUUUAUCUGGAAAAACUGGGCCUCACUCAUUGCCAUUGGCAAGAAUCAAGAAGAUCAUGAAGAAAUCCGGCGAUGAUGUGAAGAUGAUAUCUGGUGAGGCCCCAAUUGUGUUCUCAAAAGCAUGUGAACUCUUCAUCGAGGAGUUAACACAUAGGUCUUGGAUGAUCACCAUCCAAGGCAAGAGGAGGACACUUCACAAAGAGGAUGUGGCCUCUGCUGUUACAGCAACAGAUAUCUUUGACUUUCUUGUCAACUUGGUGUCUCAUUCCAGCGACUCCACGGAUAUUAAUCAUGUGGAAAUCGAAACAACUAGCAAGUAAUAAGACCUUCACCCCCUCCCAACCCAAGCACGAACUUCCAUGAUUAAAUUGUACGAUCUCCUAAACUUACCCGAUGUUUUCCUUCCUCUGCUUGAUCUACCCGAAGUGACAUAAUGCACUCCUUUUCUUGUUAGAUUAUUUUAAUAUACAUGAACACACAAAACAAACGAUGGUGGGUGAGUGUAUAUCCCCCAGCUAUCUCUGUAUGCUUGGAUCAUUUGAUCAUUACCAAAUUGCAAACCCUAAA